GUGAAAUUCACCACCAUCCUCUUCUGGGCCGCCCAAGCUGUAGGCGUCUUCUCAGCUCCUCACGCCGGCAACGAGGGCGAAGCCCCCGACUUCGCCAACUCCUCCAUCCCACUCCCAAACACACCAUGGAUGAGCUUCACCGACGAAGCCAACCCCCUCUCCGCCCGUAGUUGCGUCUCAACCGCUCCAUACGGCUGUGAUCUCGGCAAAAAGCGAUGCUGGAAGUUUGAUUCUUCAAUCAGAAAUAUCCAAACCAGAAGAUGA
Bipolaris maydis ATCC 48331 is the source of this 264-nucleotide messenger RNA. NCBI's taxonomy places the organism in Eukaryota, Fungi, Ascomycota, Dothideomycetes, Pleosporales, Pleosporaceae. The record is from RefSeq and is a predicted model, not a curated record.